Molecule: messenger RNA, 771 nt
Organism: Monopterus albus (swamp eel)
Lineage: Eukaryota; Metazoa; Chordata; Actinopteri; Synbranchiformes; Synbranchidae
Product: integumentary mucin C.1-like
Exons: 2
Source: RefSeq, a predicted model, not a curated record
UGCCGGUGGUCCAGUCCACAAUGGGGUUGUGUUGGACCAGCCAGGAUCGAACACCCAGCGGCACUGCAGCAAAAAACCCCGGCACUUGUCCACGCUGCCAUCACACGUGUCUGGUUCUGGAAUAGGUGGAUCUCGGCGGGGACUGGCACAACACCAACCACAAGUGCUACUACUAUGAUUCCCUCUACCACAACCACAACUCCCACUACCACAGUCACAACACCAACUUCUAUAAACACAGCUCCUAGUACUAUGACAGUUCCCGCUACUAUAGACACAGCUCCAACUUCUCUAACUACAGCCCACACAACCACAGCUCCUAGUACUAUGACAGUUCCCGCUACUACAAUCACAACUCCUGUUACUUCAACUAUGCCUUCCUCUACCACAGCCACAACACCCACUACUACAAUGAUAACCCCUACUACUACAACCAUAAAUCCCACAACUACAACAAUUACAGUUCCUACUAGUACAUCUACAACUCCUACUACUACAACCACAACUCUCAUUACCACAACCUCAACGCCCACUACUAUAGCCACAGCUCCAACUUCUAUAACCACAUCUCCCACAACUACAACUACUAGUACUAUGACAUUUCCCACUACAAUAAGCACAACUCCUACUAUUACAACUUCAGCUCCCAUUAUAACAACCUCAGCUCCCACUACUGUAGCUACACCUCCAACUUCCAUACCCACCUCUCCCACAACUAAUACUACUACAACAAUAACUCCUUCCUCAACUCCCACUACUAUAGUACAAUAA